Molecule: messenger RNA, 2544 nt
Organism: Ixodes scapularis (black-legged tick)
Lineage: Eukaryota; Metazoa; Arthropoda; Arachnida; Ixodida; Ixodidae
Product: cyclin-K
Exons: 11
Coding region: 295-1632 (445 amino acids)
Biological process (GO): positive regulation of DNA-templated transcription, elongation; regulation of transcription by RNA polymerase II
Cellular component (GO): cyclin/CDK positive transcription elongation factor complex; nucleus
Molecular function (GO): cyclin-dependent protein serine/threonine kinase activator activity
Source: RefSeq, a predicted model, not a curated record
AAGGUGUCCAUUUUGUAGUGAAAUGUCGAACUUCGGCCGCCGUUUCUUUUUGAAAUUUAGCUUGUAUAAAAUUUAGUUUUGUUUAGAAAGACUGUGUGAGGCACCUUCAAGAAUCAUCAUGAAGUCGAGCAAGAGGUUGCACAAAGGGUCACGACAAGGUCUAAGUGUGUUUUAGAAAAGACAGAGACCAAACGUUGUGUCCCUAUUCAUAAAUUCGCAGUCUGCUCGCAAAGCAGGAAGCUGAAGAGGAAGCUUUCUCCCUACGUUGCGGAUGCAGAUAAGGCGUCCCAGAAGAUGCCGAACUGGUACUACAACAAGAAGGCGCUGCGCAAGACGCCCUCCUUCCUCGACGGCAUCUCGGUGGAGAAGGAGCAGCGCUACCGGCGCGAGGGGGCCCGCUUCAUCAUCAAUGUCGGCACCAAGAUGGGCCUUCGCUACGACACCAUGGCAACGGGCGUGGUGUACUUCCACCGCUUCUACAUGUUCCACUCCUUCAAGACCUUCCCCAGAUUCAUCACGGCAUGCUGCUGCCUCUUCCUAGCCGGGAAGGUGGAGGAGACGCCCAAGAAGUGCAAGGACAUCAUCAAGACUGCACGGUCCUUUCUUACUGAGAAGCAGUACCUGUCCUUUGGAGAAGACCCUAAGGAAGAAGUCAUGACGAUGGAGCGAAUUUUGCUGCAGACGAUAAAGUUUGACCUCCAAGUCAGUCAUCCCUACGGGUUUCUUCUCAAGUACGCCAAGUGUCUCAAAGGGGACAAGGGAAAGCUUCAGAAGAUGGUGCAGAUGGCUUGGACCUUCAUCAAUGACAGCCUGUGCACGACGCUGUGCCUGCAGUGGGAGCCCGAGGUGGUGGCCAUAGCGCUCAUCUACCUGGCGGGCAAGCUGUCCAAGUUCGAGGUGACCGACUGGGUGGGCCGCACCUCGAGGCACUCCCGUUGGUGGGAGGUCUACGUCGAAGACAUCUCCCUGGAGCUGCUCGAAGACAUCUGCCACCAGGUGCUGGACCUGUAUUCGACGCCCAUCCCCAACACGCCCCAGGACUCCCCGCCCGAGUCCCCGGUCCUGGCAGUCAAGUCUGGCAAGCACUCUCUUCCCUCAACGCCACCCAAGUCGCCCGCCACGGCUGCCCUGGUGCCGCCAGCGGAGGUCGGCAGCGCGCCCGGCACUCCGGUGCCCCCCCUCCCGCCGGUGCCGCAGAUGACCGGCAUGCCGAUACCGACCAUCGACAGCUGCAACAAGCUGCCCAUGGUGACCGCGCUGCCCCUGAUGGAUGGGCAGCCGCCCCUGCCACCGCCGCACCACGAGAUGGCGGAGAAGGCGCACCCUCCAGAGGCGUACAGCAGGGGAGGCUACCCUCCACUACCCUCGGCCUACGUCCUGCCCCCGCCGCCUCCGCUCCCGCCGGCAGCGCAGGCGUACUACCGGGCACCACAGGAGUUCCAGGCGUCGCCGUACCACCCACCACCACCCACGAGCUUACCCCCGUACACCGGAGCUGCCGCGGUACUCUCGUAUCCGCCCCCGCCGCCACCGUCUUCGAUGCCUCCGGGAGGCUACCUCCAGCCGCCGCCGCCAAGACAGCAGAAUGCGACGGGGGUGCCAUCUGUGAGGAUUACACGGGUUACCAACUGAGGGUUAGCCUUUCGGUCUUUCGUUCGAGUUGGAUGCGUUGCGGUUGUCCGACCACUACGGUUUUCUAAUUGCAGCGAGCCACUCUUCAUGUGGGCUACGAGGAUGGCCAACGGAGGGGUAGCCUUUCGGUCUUCCGUGCAAACCAAAUAGGUUGCAGUCGUUUGGCUUGGGUUCGUGGAAGCUCUUGAGAAAGGUGCCGUGCUACGCUUUGUGCAGAUUACAUGGAUUACCAACUGAGGGGUAGCGUUUUGGUCUCCGAUGGGAGUCGGGUGUGUUGCGGUGACUCAGUGUCAUAAAAGCUCUCAAUGAAGGUGGCGAGCUACACCUCGUGCGGAUUACAGGGGUGUCUAUUGCAAAGGUGGUCUUUCGGUCCUGGGGGUGACCGCGUGUUGCAGUGUGGGUUCUGUGAACACUUGCACGUGGAGAGCGGCAAACUGCCUCGAAGGUGAUCGUUCUCCACGGCAUAAUUUAGAGGCUCACCUUUCGGUCCAUGGUUGUCCGCGAAUGAUUUGCAGGGUUACCUUCUCUUUUCCCGUGUCCAAGAUGUUUUCGUUGCCGCGCGUGCGCAUGGUCCCGUCAUACGCGCGUUGUUCCUUCGUUUGUGUGCAUGCAAGGUGGGCAGAUGUGUGCAAGCCUGUCAGCUGCCGUGCAGGUUUGUUGACGAAGUAGCAACAAAACUAGUUUAUUUUAUUUGGUCGGCCAAUUUUGUGGGCGGUCUCUGUUGUCGUGCAUUUGAGGUCGCACUCGGUGGUUUCGGCCUAGCCGUACAUGUGCGGUUGGUUCUUCGCGUUGCGCAGGCACGAGCGUUGCCAGUGCGCACGUGGAUUGUGUGUCUGUUGCAGUCGGGUGAAGAAAAAAAAAAAAGGAAGGCAAAGUUCUUCAAAAUAAACCAUGUUUCUUUUAUUUUCAAAA